AUGGUGCUAUGCUUCAAGUGUGGACGAUCGCAGGGGGUUGCAAGCAGCCGUGACGGGGCGAAGAAACCUUACUGCGCGGAGUGCUUUGUUGAGUUCUGCACACGGCAUAUCCGUGACAAUUUAUUUAAGCACUGCGGCGUGCCGUGUGAGGUGCCGCUCGUUGUUGCGGUCUCGGGCGGCCCGGGAUCUAUGGCACUUCUCCACCAACUUGGAGUUUUGCGGAUGCAAAACCGUAUGCGCCCCAAACGUGGCCAAAUCACUUUCACCUUUAUUCCAUUGCAUCUACGCGAGGAUGAGCUUGUGGUGCCACUGCUGUCAGACGAUGCGGAGAGUCAUGUGGGAGGUCCGCAACAGGUGGAGCUGCGCCGUAUUGCAGAUGCCAUGACGGGACAAUUUGAAAAACUAGAAAAGAUGAUACGGACGCAGUGUGUGCAGUGGGAAUUCGGUAGUGUACCUCUCUUUACAACGGACGAGGUGUGUGUGGUGCGUUACAGCGAUUACUUAUCACCGAGUGAGAUGCGAGUUUUUCGUGCAGCCUUGCAUCAUCCACGUCUGCCACUGACACAGCGGGAAUUCCUGUACGGACGGCUGCGACAACGCGUAUUGACCGCUGCCACUAUUGAGUGUAUCUCCCGCUGGCACCAAGCAAGAGAUCUUUUAAAUGUUGGGUGGUACCACAUCUUGACAGGUGAGAAUGCCCUUCGCUGUUGUGUGACGACGUUUCGUGAGCUUAUGAGUGGCAACGGUGAGAAUUUUGUUCAUCACUGUGGUCACCGUGGCUUUGUCAGCCAAUGCCUUGUACUACGCCCACUGCGCAGCCUGCUGCCACGUGAGCUCGUACUGUACUGCCACACCCAAGGCAUUUGGGCGGGGUACUCCCCAUCUUUAAGCACCAAGACGAGUCUGCGAUCUAUGAAUCGCACGCUGGAGCUGUUUUUUAACAAUAUGCUCCAAACCUAUCACACCUCGGUAUUUAAUGUGUUGAACACGGUUAACAAACUCCACAUAGAGACGGCGCCAGAGCUCACUUCUGUGGAGCUGCAAAUUGGGGUGUCGCCGCAGCAGACGAAGCGUGUCAUACCUGGAAAGACAGCCCAACACCACUAUGAACAGUUGCAGAUGAAACAACUCCCGCACUAUUCGUGGUUUGGUCGAAACGAUGGGAUGCCAUCUUCUUCAGAGAACGACGACCGAAGUCAUCAUCUCUGUUUGCUUUGUGGUUGUACCAUUCCAACUGUUGGCAAACAUGUCAUCCUACUUCAAGCAGAAGGACGGCUUUUUAUGUGCAAUGCCUGCAUCACGUUUGUGCAGGGCCUUCCGGAUGACGUAAUUACUGUUGUGCCGUCAUUGAACACCACAGAGCACGCGAGCAGUGACAAGAAACUGUCAUGGCAAACAACAAAGGAGACAGACAGUGACUUACUUGGUGUCUUCUUGUCCUUGGCGAUGCGGAUGGAGUCACUGAUGCGAACUGCUGUUACCACUCCAGAGACAAGUAGGGAGGCGGACACAGUGGAGACACGGAGAGUGCGUCGCCGGCUGAGCGAGCAUGAUGUGAGGAAUUCACUCCUGGAAAAAGACGGAGAGGAUGAAGAGUUGUGCGAGUGA
This is a messenger RNA of Trypanosoma rangeli, 1608 nucleotides long. Its product is annotated as cytoplasmic tRNA 2-thiolation protein 2. NCBI's taxonomy places the organism in Eukaryota, Euglenozoa, Kinetoplastea, Trypanosomatida, Trypanosomatidae. Gene Ontology annotation, cellular component: cytosol. Gene Ontology annotation, molecular function: tRNA binding; sulfurtransferase activity. The transcript has a single exon. The record is from RefSeq and is a predicted model, not a curated record. Bases 1 to 1608 code for a protein of 535 amino acids. Gene Ontology annotation, biological process: tRNA wobble position uridine thiolation.